ACGGGAUGCCAGGAGGUGACAUGGCAAAGCCGCUCCUUGGUCAUCAGAAUGGGGAGAGCGAUUCAAACCUGGUCCCAGCUGCUGGCAGCAAGACCGUCGGCAUUCUGGGAAGCGGUGACUUUGCGCGCUCCCUGUCUAUGCGUCUGGUGUGCUCGGGUUUCAAGGUGGUGGUUGGAAGCCGGAACCCAAAGCGCAACGUGAGUCUCUUCCCUUCAGCAGCUGAAGUGACUUUCCAGGCAGAUGCUAUAAAGAAGACAGAUAUUAUCUUUGUGGCAAUUUUCAGAGAACACUACACCACACUCUGUGACCUUAGCGACGAGCUGUCUGGCAAAAUAUUGGUGGAUGUUAGCAACAAUGCUGAAAUAAACCACCACAAGGAAUCAAACGCUGAGUACUUGGCAUCACUGUUCCCAGCAUGCACCGUCGUCAAAGGAUUUAAUGUCAUAUCAGCAUGGACGCUGCAGUCAGGUCCCAGGGAUGGGAAUAAGCAGGUCUUUAUUUGCUCUGACAACCAGGAAGCCAAAUGUGCAGUUGCCGAAAUGUCUCACAUGCUGGGGUUCACCCCUGUGGACAUGGGCUCCUUGACUGCAGCUCGUGAAAUUGAGAAUAUUCCUCUGCGCCUCCUCCCUGCCUGGAAGAUCCCGGUCUUCUUGGCCUUGGGUCUGUUUCUGUGCUUCUACACCUACAACUUCAUCCGACAAGUUUUGCACCCUUUCAUUCGGGACCAUAAGAACAAGUUCUACAAGAUCCCUGUGGAGGUCAUCAACACCACGCUGCCUUGUGUCGCCUACGUCAUGCUGUCCCUCGUCUACCUGCCCGGAGUGCUCGCUGCAAUCUUUCAGCUGUACUACUGCACUAAAUACAGGCGCUUCCCAGACUGGCUUGACCAGUGGUUACAGCACAGGAAACAGAUUGGCCUUCUAAGUUUCUUCUGUGCAGCCUUGCAUGCGGCAUACAGCUUUUGCCUACCCAUGCGGCGGUCCCAUCGUUACCUGUUACUCAAUGAGGCUGUCAAGCAGGCACUAGAGAAGAAAGAAAAUGCCUGGAUAGAAGAGGAAGUCUGGAGGAUGGAGAUUUACAUCUCUUUUGGCAUCAUGGCUCUGGGCUUGCUCUCCUUACUUGCCAUAACAUCACUCCCUUCGAUCUCCAAUGCUCUCAACUGGAGGGAAUUCAGUUUCAUUCAGUCCACUCUUGGAUUUAUUGCUCUGGUGAUCAGCACUCUCCACACGCUGACUUACGGCUGGACCAGGGCCUUUGAUGAAAACCAGUACAAGUUCUACCUGCCUCCCACCUACACCCUCACACUGCUGGUACCCUGUGCAGUAAUCCUAGCUAAAGUCUUCUUCCAUCUUCCUUGUAUGAACCAAAGACUGCGGCGCAUCAGGAACGGGUGGGAAAGAGGCAGGUAUGUUAAAUUCACACUACCCAGAGCGACGGGGGAAUUUUCAAGCGGCGAAAGCAGCAGCACCGUGUGACAAAGCACUUCUUUUCCAUUAUGAAUUUCACAUAGCACUCUGAAGAUUCUUUUUUUAUAGAUUUUUUUAAGCUUGUAAGUUUGGUAUCAUUGAAUGGUGGGUGAUAAAUAUAAUUUUAUUUGGGUGUUUCCGGGAAGAAGGAAAAAGUUACCAAUGUAGUCAGUGUACAAAACAGUGUUUAAAAUAUACUGGUAAUUC
Messenger RNA from Euleptes europaea (tarantolino), 1673 nucleotides. RefSeq names its product STEAP3 metalloreductase (gene STEAP3). Lineage: Eukaryota; Metazoa; Chordata; Lepidosauria; Squamata; Sphaerodactylidae. Gene Ontology annotation, biological process: copper ion import. Gene Ontology annotation, cellular component: endosome; plasma membrane. The transcript has 4 exons. Gene Ontology annotation, molecular function: cupric reductase (NADH) activity; ferric-chelate reductase (NADPH) activity. The record is from RefSeq and is a predicted model, not a curated record. The coding region runs from base 6 to 1475 and encodes 489 amino acids.